GGUCUCCCCAGCAUCAGGAGGGGCCUUGCGCUUCCCCAUCAUACCCGCGGGCAGUAAUCAGUGGAGCUGUAUCUAUGUAAAUAGAUUCGCAUCGCUUACUCUGAUGGCGAGCAAACGAAGAUGAGCAGCGCGCCGUUCACCUUCCUCUCCUUCGGUAGCUCCGUCGGAAACAGGACGCCGAACAAACCGGCCAUGAAGAAUUUUCUUCAGCCACUGUCCCUCCUGCAGCUCCUGACCAAUAUCAUCCUCGUCCAUGGCGGAACCACAGUCGCUCCCCAACCAGCCGUUGCCCGAACGGGCGGCUACGCUGGCACUCCCACGACACCAACCGGGUUCGAUUUGGUCUCGACCGCCCCCAACACUGACGGGACAGUAUCCGCUUCGGAGAUGAAAAGUCCGUACGAAGAAACAUAUGUUUUCAACAAUCAAUUCAGCCUUGAUGCCCCAAAGUAACGCGAUUAAUUACUACGGCGCUACGGCGUAUGGCGUUAUUGCUACCUGGUUUUGGCACACGAAUACCGGGCCGUACCAGUGGAUACAGUUCCAAUUUGCGAAUGGCGCGAAGAAAAGAGUCGAUCGCUACACCGUGCGGGUUUAUACGGCGGAGAAGGAUUCCCCGACGAUGUGGACGUUGAAGGGAUCGAACGAUGGCGUAACCUGGACGGAUCUCGACCACCAAGCGAACGUGAAUUGGAUGGGUCCGGGCUACAUGUGGGAACACGACAUUCCCGCCACCGUAGCAUCGGAUUUCAACAUCUACCAGCUCCUGAUACAAGACGUCAAAGGCCGGCAAGAUGGAUCAAAAUACGUCACGUUGGCGGAUUUACUGCUCUAUGAGAACACGAGUGGCUCCCCUGCACCUCCUGCACCGACACCUUCUCCUUCCCCCCCGGCGCCGGCGCCCGCAACGGGAACGGCGCCUACUCCAGCUCCGGCGCCCGCUCCAUCCCAGCCGGCGCCCGCUCCAUCCCAGCCGGCGCCCGCUCCCGUCCCUCCUGCUCCGGCGCCCGCACCAGCACCCGCACCCGCACCAGCACCCGCAACACCCCCUGCGGGACCAGUACCUGGAUCGCCCGAGUAUUGGGCGGCACGACGAGCGGCGUGCCCGCACAGCGGGAACAUCAAAAAAGUCGUCGAGGGAAACAAUCGAUGCUUGAAGGAUGCAAUAGAAGACGAACGGCGGCAGGCGAACAACAAGCAGAAGCAAGAGUGGCAGGAUGACAAGGACGGGAAAACGAUGGUGUUUCUGGCGACUGUGUUUCCGGCGCUUGUGAUCGUAAGUCAUUUAUUUCGUAAAAUGCUUGUGCUUUCUUGACUACAUUGAUCCCUGGCGUUGAUGAAGAUGGAGAUGGAGGGUUCAACCGGCCAGGAUCAGUACUUUCAGCUAGGAACGUAGCUGCCCAGUUCCGAACAAACUUUUUCCACACAAUCAGAUUUUCUUCGUCUGCGGAACCUUCUUCUUUCUCCGCAUGAAAACGCUGUUCGCCCCGGUCGAAAACGCAGAAGAGCAGAAAAUUUGCGAAGCCGCCGUGAGUUCCGACACACAGGGGAUGCAUCGGUUUUGUGCCAGCUUGAUCGGGUUUAUCGUGGGCCCGCUAGUCUGCUUGUUCGUCACCCUCGCCUUAACAGAUUCCGCGACAUUGGAGCCCGGGCCACAAAGCGAAAUCGCGGGGGUCAUUAAGGUCGGAGAAUUUGGGCGCAACGAACCAACGGGGUCAGGGUAAGUUGGAAAAUUUUUAGUGCUGUUGUAAGUAGCCAGCUUGCCUUGUUGGCACAGCUACUGCCAACGCCCUAAAGCGCGCUUCUUUACAACUAAUUCAUUCAAUUUUUUUUGUCUGCUCAUUCUUGUCCGUCGACUUCCAAACUUCACAGUCACGACACCAACUUGCAGUAGCUCCGCGCAUCGUCGUGCGAAUAAAUAACCACCUCCACCAGGUACACCUGUCUCAACGAAUGCGAACUUGGGAGUUGUGUCAUGGGAUACGGCCCGUGUGCGAUGCAGGGAGCUUUCCAAAAAAAGAAAAUGUGUCGCAUCGAUGAUCAUUCGUGGAAUUGCGUGCGCGUCGAGUGGGUCGAAGAAAAGUGCGGUCCGUAUGCGUACGACACGUGUGAGACGGUCAACGAGGGGUUCUACGUGACAGGGGUAUUUGAAUGUCAAUUCUUUUGUAAACACACAUCGCACUGGGCAUCUAUCGGGCAGCAAGCAAGGGUGGGAAUGAAAAUGAAGCUGAGGUCGAACUAUGUUGCCGUAUUCUCACCUUCCCUAAGCUAGAAUCGACUUCAACAGGUCUUCAUCUACUACGUCCUCGUUCUCGCGCUCCUCUUCAAGUGGAUGAAAAAGCCCCCCACAAGGGAAAAAAUCACCCGCUCUUACAAAAAACAAAUCCGGACGUUGCGCAAUAUCGAGCUCGCCAUGUUCUUCGUGUGGAUCUAUUACGGGGGACACACGGCGUCGCUUUCAGCGUGGUUCGCUGCGAUGUAUGAUUUCAUUCUCAAAGCCUUCAACAUCGAGGUGUCCCUCUACGCAGAAGCACGAGAUUACUUCAAGGAGGCUUCGAACGCCGGUUUCGCCAAUGCGGCACAGAAAUUCGUGCGCUUGCUGCUGUUUGGCUAUCUCAGCAGAACGGACACGGUUUACAACAGGGCGGUGGGACCGAAGACGAAAUUGCUGAGUGCGGGGAUCGCGUUCUUCGUAAUUGAUUCUUUUGAUUUUCUGCGUUUUGCCUCGAUGUUUUUUGAACGUGAGCGUGGCACACGCACAAAUUCCUAACGAUCUACAUGCUAUCUACACCAGCAUGCGUGUCGUGCAUCAAAUUCAUUCAUCGGAAUAAACCGUGACCGGCCGCAUUUGCAACAAUCAGGUCGUUCUCUGGACCCAAGUGGACCGCGCCAACGACCUCCGCAUGUUCGCAUCCAAAGAUCAGCGCCUCCAGCACCAUGGCGACGUUGUCAUGGGGAUCGCAAGCUUCUUAGUCGCAGCGAUGGCCGCUUUCGGCUGGACCAAGAUUCAAGCGGUGUAUUGCUACUUCUUCAUCUGUCGCGAACUCAUAGACGUCACCGCGUACACGAAAUCUGACACCCUGCCCUGGUAUGACAGGAUAGUGGACGAGAUACGUAGAGAAGAAGAGGCACGAGGAGGGUGCUGUUCUUGCUGCUCCUGCUGUCCUGGGACACCGACGCCGGUGGGCCAAAAAAUAGACCCACAGUCGCCGGCGACCACGGUGGCAAUGGUCGGGACGCCAGCGGUGGUUCAGGGAGGUGCGACGGGUGCUGGGGUUGUGAUGAUGACAACUACGCAGCAGCCGAUGGUGCAGGUGCAGCAGGCAAGUAAUAUGAUGCCAGUGCAGACAGGAGGGAUGAUACAGAUGCAGCAGCCAAUGGUGGCACAAGCACAACCAGGAGUCGUGGUACAGCAGCAGGGGCAAGCCGUAGCAGGGGCAGGGGCAGCGCAGCCAGUGAUGAUGACAAUGGAGCAGUUUCAGCAGUUCCAGCAAAUGCAGAUGAUGCAACAGCAGGGCGGAGUGGUGGUCAUGCCACAGGCCGCUCAGCCGGCAGGAACAGCGAUGCAACCAGUGCAGCAGCCCAUGAUCGUGGUAACACAGAAUUCGGCUCCCGAUACGAGGACGGAGGCAGCGAAGGUAGCCGAGGCAGCGUGAAAGUAGAAGACGAGACGGGAACGCAAUUGCGAGUUUUGAGUUUUUGACUAGAAGUGGUUGUCUCCACGAGGGUGUUUGUUUGUUCUGCAGAAUAUGUUUUUACAAGAGCAACUCAAUUAGAUGGGCGUCAUAGUAGCUCCGGUACUAGUUAAGUAGCGCACCGAUUAAUCUUCAGCAGCCUGGAUGAAGACUUCUCCUUUCCAGAGAACAGAACUACUUUUGUAUAAUGACGAUGCGCGCACACGCACCGAAAACAAACGCAUUGAGUCGUGAUUCUCAGAAUUCCUUCCUUGUACUCCCUUUCUUUCUCUCAGGCGGUACUACUUAUGGAAAGCAAGGCGUGCUCCUGGCAUUUGAUCAGAAGAUCCCAGGUACCACUCAACAAGUAAUUUUCGCCCCGAAUUACAGCAGAGACCUUAGUUUCGUAGUUUUGUAGUUUCAUGUUUCAACUAGCGUCCAGAUAGAAAAUAGCAUACAACUAAGUUUCAUAGCAUAUCGGCAGAGCGAGCCCCCACUCACUGUGGGGAGUCGGUCUGCCGUUGAGUGAUACAGUGAUGGUUUCGCAGUUUCCUGUUGCGUUAGGGUAAGGUAUGAGGGUAGCGUAGUUAGAGUGAAAGCAGAACCCGUAGCGUAACAGAGACACCCAUAGAGGAAACGGUUAGGCCUAUACGCAUGAACCAACAUAAUUAGUGCAGAAAAGAAUUAUAAUAUAAAUAAAGAACAACCAUGCACUUUUUCACUUAGAACAACCUUGACAGGGAUGGUAUGCGUUUUUUCACUUAGAUGAGCGCAAAAAGCACACCGAGGAUCCGCCAAGGGUCAAGCAAGCGC
Molecule: messenger RNA, 4487 nt
Organism: Amoebophrya sp. A120
Lineage: Eukaryota; Dinophyceae; Syndiniales; Amoebophryaceae
Source: the annotation of a GenBank genome assembly